AUGACUCCUCCUCCUUCCAUCUCUCACUUGUUGAGAAUAACAGGUUCACAUUUUCUCGACCAUGUACACCACCCGUCAGUUCGAACACUGACGUCAAGUUCACACUUCUCCUUUACUUUCUUCGCUCUCACCUUUUCUCCAGAUGAUAACAACCUUGUGAUACUCCUCUUCAUUCUUUCUUUUUCCGUCCUCUCUUCUUCUUCCGCUCAUAGUCUGUACUUAGCAUGUAUUCAACUGUUGACCUCGGUAACUUCAUCUCAGCGCCGAUCUUUUUCGGAUGCUGAGCCUGUCUUCUCUCUUUUUUGGACCAAACUGAUGACUUCUUUUGAAUGCAUUCUUCUUCAGGAUUUUAAUACGUUUUCGCAUGAAUGUAUUUUUUCUUUCUUUUCAAUCGUUUAUAUCAUUCGAUUAUAUCCCCGUCGAUGUUUCUUUGUAGCUCGUUCAACAAGAAAAAAAAAACGAACGUUUGUGACUGUAGUACAGUGUCGUUUUAUGAGGUACAACACUUUUAUAAUAUCUAUCUAUCUAUCUAUCUAUCUAUCUAUCUAUCUAUCUAUCUAUCUAUCUAUCUAUCUCUGA
This is a messenger RNA of Acanthosepion pharaonis, 579 nucleotides long. Lineage: Eukaryota; Metazoa; Mollusca; Cephalopoda; Sepiida; Sepiidae. The record is from the annotation of a GenBank genome assembly.